AACGCGUCCUUGGCAACAGAAACCCCUGGCAACGCCAGCCUAACAGAGGCGAAGAAUCGCCUGCAAACAGACUGAAGCUGAAGUACCGGCGCGCACACCUGCGAGGCACAUGCAUGGGCGAUACGCCUACAUCCCUACACUGUGACUUGAGUUGGACGCGAUACUGAGGUCCAAGCAGUCAUGUCGGCCCAGGUUUUAGUGUCCAGACCCAAGUUCGACACCCGGCGGGUGGCUCAGGAGCCGCUGGCGCCCGGGACGCCGGAGGCUGCGGUGAACGAGGGGAUGCUCACGUCCGCCGGGGAGGCCACGGCGGGCUACCGCUCAGCCAAGUACACCCCGGACGAGUGGCAUCACAACAACCAGUCCGCCUUCCACCUGGCGGCCGCCGACCGGGACCGGUCGGAGAGGCUGCGGCAGGAAACCCGGCAGCUGUGCAGCCGGACGCAGGCCGCCACGCUGGCGGCGCAGGCCGAGGCCACCAGGCAGCUGGGCGAGCGGCUGCAGGACACCCACUUCUGGAGGUCCGAGCUGCAGCGCCAGGCGGAGGCCCUGGCCGCCGACACCGAGCUACUGCAGGCCCAGCGGCGGCGCCUGGAGCGGGCGCUGGACGCCGCCGACAUCCCCUACGCCAUCGCCACCGACAACCUGGCGUGCAGGGGCCGGCGGCUGGGCUCCGACCUGGUCAGGGACGCCGUGGAAGUCGAGCUGCUGCGGGAGGUGGAGCUCAUCCGGAACGUCCAGGAACUUUUGAAGAGAACAUUAGACCAAGCCAUCAAUCAAAUAAGGUCAAACAGAGAUGUCAAGCAAACCCUGGAGCUGGACUGGUCUGACAAGUAUGAAGCCUACAACAUGGACGACCAGUGUGGAAGAUACAACAACCUGAGCGCAGACAUUCAGUAUCAUUUCAACUCUGCCAAGCUCCAAGACAAUGUGUCGACACAUGAAACGUGGACUAAAUUCACCCAGGACAACCUCGUCCUGGCCGAGCGAGAGGAACAGGCCUCCGUCAGCCUCCGCGCCCUCAUUGACCGGGUUCUUCAGGAUACUGCGGAGGACCUGCGGGCUCAGUGCACCGCAGUGGACAGGGCCUUUUCCCAGCGCUGCGAGGAGAUGAACGCAGCCAAGGUCAGGCUGGAGCAGCACUUGAAUCAGAUUUUGGAGCAGAUAGGUGGUCAGGAGAAGAACAUAGUGACUCUGCAGCAGGCUAUCAGAGAUAAGGAGGCUCCAAUGAAGGUGGCUCAGUCCCGGCUGUACCAGAGAUCAUUCAGGCCUAACAUGGAGCUCUGCCGAGACUCAUCACAGCUCAGGCUGGUUAGCGAGGUGGGGCAGAUUACCGAUUCCAUCGAGGCCCUGAAGCAGAAGCUUGAGUUGUCACGGGAGUCCCUGAGGAACCUGGAGGACACCCGCAUGGCACUGGAGAAGGAGAUUGCCUGCAAGGCCAACAGUCUCUUCAUUGACCGUGACAAAUGCAUGACCCACCGCACCAGAUAUCCCACUGUAAUCAGACUGACUGGAUACUGAGCUGCUCCCUCUUUCCAAUAAAAGCAGAAAGAGCACGAGUGCUGAUCCACCCAGAGGUUAAGAAUAGUAAUCUGUGCUUUCUGAAUUCUGUUUUCCUGUGCAGCUGCGGUGAGCACGUGGCUCCACAGGCAUGCUGAGCCUGGAUUUCUGGAGUUUUUGUUUGGAAGGAAUCCAGUCUUGUCAGUGUACGUUGUGAGGGAGUUUGGUGAAAAAUACAGACAAAAAGGCUUACAAAGUUAUUUGUCAUUCUUUUCAUCUUCAUUUUUAUUUUGGUAUUAUUAAACGUACCGCUUUAUUGUGUGUGCAAAAUUAGCAUUAACAUUUGAGAGACACAGUAACCCAUGCUGUACACCUCCCUUCCCAGUUAUUGGUGUGGAAAAUAAAGGCUUUCUUCCUUGUGUUCCUUA
This is a messenger RNA of Lepisosteus oculatus (spotted gar), 1928 nucleotides long. RefSeq names its product tektin 4 (gene tekt4). Gene Ontology annotation, biological process: cilium assembly; cilium movement involved in cell motility. NCBI's taxonomy places the organism in Eukaryota, Metazoa, Chordata, Actinopteri, Semionotiformes, Lepisosteidae. Gene Ontology annotation, cellular component: nucleus; sperm flagellum; microtubule cytoskeleton. The record is from RefSeq and is a predicted model, not a curated record.